Sarcophilus harrisii (Tasmanian devil) is the source of this 796-nucleotide messenger RNA. It is a transcript of the gene SELENOW, whose product is annotated as selenoprotein W. The record is from RefSeq and is a predicted model, not a curated record. Lineage: Eukaryota; Metazoa; Chordata; Mammalia; Dasyuromorphia; Dasyuridae. The transcript is spliced from 6 exons. Gene Ontology annotation, cellular component: cytosol. Gene Ontology annotation, biological process: response to selenium ion.
GCAACGUUCUAAUUCGGAGCGCGGGCGACGCCGACGUUCCUUCUGCCGCAGCUCGCGUCCCGCUCCCCCAGACCAGGCCGGGCUCAGCCAUGGCGGUGCAAGUCCAUGUGGUUUACUGUGGUGCCUGAGGCUACAAGCCCAAGUUUCUGUUGCUGAAGAAGAAGCUAGAGGAUGAGUUCCCGGGCCUCCUGAGCAUCAAUGGCGAAGGCACCCGGGGAGUCACCGGCUUCUUUGAAGUAACAGUUGCUGGGAAACUUGUCCAUUCCAAGAAGGCUGGACAUGGCUUUGUGGACUCCUCAGAGAAAUACCUGCAGAUUGUAGCAGAGAUCAAGGCGGUCCUGGGUUAGCCGGGCCUGAAGGCAGAGCUCAGGGGCCUUGUCCCCAUCCCUGCCCAGCGAUGCUUCAUGACGGGAAGGACUGAAAUGUCCCCUGGAUGCCUGGUUCUUCCUUGAAAUCCUUGCACCUGUUGGGCCGGGGCUGAGGCCGACGCCCCUGGAUCCUGCCCUGCGUGCAUCCUCCUGCCUGUCCCCUUGCCCAGACUCUCGUUUCUCCUACCAGUUCUGGGAUUGCGGCCUCCUCCUGCACCCCGAAUGCUGUCUCCCUCCAUUAGCCUCUCCUAGGCAGGGGCUUGCCUCUUCCCUGCCCAGGGGCUGCUCAGCUGGCCGGCCCACUGGGUCCCCACCAGCUCUGCUGGAAAGUGAGAGGGCCCAGAGUUGCCCUGUACCUUGGAGAGCGGCCUUUCCCCGACUGAGGAUGGAGGGAGGCUCCCACCUGGGGCCCGGGGGCUCAGAAGGUC